AUGGCCUCGCCAGUACCACCGUCCCCGCCGGCGCAGCUGUCCCAGCCCGGCGAAGCAGGCCAGAAUCAAGAGCCUGAAGACGAAAGCAAACCCGUUGUCGUGGAGGAAGUCGUCAUGCUCGAUUCACAGAAACAAUCGCACCAUGAUGCGAAGACCCCAGAGUCAGGAGUGGAUCAACAGCCCGCGAGGUCCGACACCCCUAGCUCACCUGCGACCCUCGCGUCGUUCGACUGGGAAGACUUCGAGGCAAGGUACGACAAGGCUCUUCGUGAUGCGGACGAGCAAGAGGAGGAGAUUCUAAAGCAAGCGGGUGCCCUUUCAAAGUACUUCAAGGUUUGGGCAGCUGCGGCGUCGGCACACGAUGACGAACGCGCAGCAAAGCGCUUGCAGACGCGACGGCGCUUUGUAAACCUAUCUGAAGAAAAUAUGGCACAAAAACAGCAACAUUGCGCGAACUCGCAACGACAGGAUUGUCGUCCAGCCCCAGACAUGCCCAAGGCAGAUCAUGUAGGUACAGCAACCAAGUAUGGCGUAACUACAAUCUCCGAGGAUGACUUGUUCAGCUUCCACGAGAAGCACUUUUCGCAGGCUGCUAUCGCCUCAUUCGGCGGGACAUUUAUGGACCGAUCGGGAGAACAUCAGUCUUAUAGUGACAUGACAUACGAUACUUGGGAAGAAGACGAUGACCUUGGUUACUACGAAGACGGUGUCAAGCGCACCCUGACGGACGCGCAAAUCGAAAUCUUUCGCCACUCGGAACUCGAAGCUCUCCGCAAAGAACAGGAGAAGCAAUCGAGUGUCAAGGCUACCACGUCUUCGGACGAGGCCAUGGAGCUGAGCGACGACAAAACAACCAACGCACAGCCCUCGGUCGGUCCCUCGACUCUCCCGUCCACCCUCCGCGGCAACAAAAAGAAAAAGAAGAAGGGGGCCAAGCGCGGACGGCUGGUAGAGCCAAAACCGGACCUGCGAAAACGCACCUGGGACGUUGUCGACAAGGGAUUGGAUUCCCUUGAUUACGACUAG
Molecule: messenger RNA, 1026 nt
Organism: Ilyonectria robusta
Lineage: Eukaryota; Fungi; Ascomycota; Sordariomycetes; Hypocreales; Nectriaceae
Exons: 4
Coding region: 1-1026 (341 amino acids)
Source: RefSeq, a predicted model, not a curated record